AUGAAUCAUAAAAUUGCUCCUCGUUUCAAAUUAGUGAAUAUCACGGAACAAUUGGUCAAAGGAUUUCAUUCAUUGACAGCAAGAUCUAAUUUCAAAGAGGAGGAAGAAAAUCCUUUAAUUCAGGUCGAUGAUUCCAAUUUGGCUAAUCCUUCUCCAAUUAAGAAAAGUAGACUGAAUGAAAAUGUAAAUACUGCCAAUACAUUCAGUUCCUACAAUAUUUCACUUGCAACACAGGAUCCUAGGGCAAUUUAUGAUCCAGAAAGAGAUUAUUAUUUCAAAACACCUCCUGCCAGAAGUGUAGAUUUCCUUUCUCCAACCUCACCAAUGAAACAAAUUUUACAAACAAAUAAUUUGGAUGAAUCAUUCCACCAUUACGACUCUGAUGACUCUGAUAAUUCUGUAGACUCAAUGCACUCCCCAACAUCUCACAACUCUUAUUAUUAUCAACAUUAUGGAACUAUGCUAGGAAGAUCAGUUGAUAUUCACUCAAAUAAUCCACUUUCAAGGGCAUCAACAGGUAAUAAUAGAUCGAGCGUAAUGAUAAUGCCUCAAACAAAUAUAGUUGAAACUAACACCAUCUUGAAUACUAAUGUGGAGGAGCCUGUUAGGACCAACACUGACAACCAAUCUGAAAUUGCUUCGAGUAUGCAUUUUGUAGAGAUGUUGGAUUUGCUGUACUUUAUUUUACCAUGAAAAUUCCAAUAACUUUACUUACAUUUUUCAUUUCUAUGAUAUUUUUCCUUAUUCCUGUUUGUGCUGUAGCAUUCCCAAUAGUACAUAUCGUAUGUCAGGCUUCUGAUGCUUUACAUACAGGUUUUUGUGAGAGAGUUAUGACUUCAAUUCAUGAAGGAUCUUGGGUUUAUAUUGGUUGGUCGUUCUGGUUUAUUUACUCGAUUCCUGGUAAUAUUAUACUCGCAGUGUUUGCUCUGUUUACACUUCCAUUAUGUAUUUAUGGAUUGAGAUUUGUCACUAGAUUCAACAGAGACUCAAUUUUACUUGUUUCCAAGACAAUCCAUGAACAUUAAAUUUAAUCAAUUACUUUUUACACUG
Molecule: messenger RNA, 1050 nt
Organism: Naegleria gruberi
Lineage: Eukaryota; Heterolobosea; Eutetramitea; Acrasida; Naegleriidae
Exons: 2
Coding region: 1-693 (230 amino acids)
Source: RefSeq, a predicted model, not a curated record